Durusdinium trenchii is the source of this 1800-nucleotide messenger RNA. Lineage: Eukaryota; Dinophyceae; Suessiales; Symbiodiniaceae. The record is from the annotation of a GenBank genome assembly.
AUGGCCGAUGGAGUUCCUGCAACCACAUGUAGCAGACUGAAAGAAGCUGCCCAAGCAGAGUUUGGCAACCUCCAGAAUUCAGUCAAGUCAGAAAAGAAGUACAAUCACAGCAGGGAUGCGAUGCGUGCAAUCCGAAGAAUGGGUGUUGGAUGGAGGGUACCUCUGGACAUUUUCAAGCACAUUUGCUCCAAUGGUGAGGUUCUGAAAAUCACUUACAUGCAUCCCAAGAAGCUUGCUGGGUUUUUGAUGGAGAAGCAUCCAAUGGUUUUGUUGGGAAAUCCAUCUGUUGAUGCUGCGGAGUCCAUAUGCGAAGCAUACUGGGAGGCCUACAGAAAUUUUCACGGCACUCACGAGGUGUACAGACUGUUCGAGAACGAGCUCCGCUGGUGCAUACCGAUUGCUGUGCAUGGAGACGAGGGUCGAGGAAAGCGUAGAUCCAACACUACAGUUGUAUCGUGGGAAGCAGUACUGGGCCUCAAGGGCAAAUCAUCGUGUGAUGAAUGUGUACCUUCUCACAUGAAUCUUUCAGAGGAGCAACGUGACAUUGAUGUCCACGCCACUGCCAAGAGCCUGAGAUCCAACAUGCAGGGACAUAGCUUUCUACAGCAUUUCCCCUGCUUUGUCUUGCCAGGGACAUUAGGCAAGCAGGUCUAUGAGAAACUGCUUGCAGAGAUCAUGGAGUUCAUGUCCAGCCAACUCUCUGAGUUGUUCUACAAUGGUUUCGUUGUCGAUGGGGUAACCUGGAGGUUGGUGGUUGUCGGCUGCAAAGCCGAUUUGAAAUGGCAUUCGAAGGUGUGUAAAUUGACCCGAGGAUUCGAGAACAAGAGUUCAACCAGAGAUUUGGCUCAAUGCCAUUGGUGCCACGCAGGGAUGCCUGGCGUCCCUGCAGAAGAGCAGGGCCCAACAGCAACAUGGACAAGGAGCAUGUUCACGGAUCGUCCAUGGCUUCCGCAGAAACGUCCUUACCAGUUGAAGAUCCCUUUUGAUAGUCAGCGACCUGAGUACCUGUACAAGUGUGAUCAAUUCCAUUGCUUGAGGCUGGGUUUGUACAGGCACUUCGCAGGUUCCUGCAUUUUUUGGAUCCUCCGGACUGGAUUUUUUCUUGUAGGUGGCCAGGUGCAUGAAAAGUUGGAUGCUGCUUGGGGGCACUUCAAGAUGUGGCAAACCAUGACGGGAAAGCGAGCGGCCUUGAGAUCCUUCAGUCCAAGUCUUUUCAACUAUGACAGUCGCAGGUCUUACCCUUGGAUAAACUGCAAGGCUUCAGACUGCCUGCUGUGUUUGGAAUGGAUUAUCUCCCUUUGUGUGGGGGUUCUGAACGAUCAUCGUCUUGGACCAAACCAGCUUCCAACCGUGGAAGUGAUGCUUUCUUCAGCACGGCUGGCUGUUCGAUGGUUUAAGCUGGUGUACGGGCAUGGGCUCUGGCUUUCACCGUCUUGCGGAGCUUACCUGUAUGAGGUGGGAGCGUCAUUUUUGAAAGGGUAUGCGAUCCUUGCCGACCAUGCAUGGGAAGAUCAACAAUGCCUUUGGGCGUUAGUUCCCAAGUUUCACUUCCAUCUUCAUACUGUGCAUGAGUUGUGGCAUCAACUCAAUUCCGGAGCGUUGGUGGUUGCAAAUCCCGUCCAUUGGGAUUGCAGCCAGAAUGAGGACUUUAUAGGCCGCAUGAGCCGUUUAACAAGAAGAGUGGACAUUCGUGUUUGCACUUCGAAAGUGCUGGAAUUCUACCUGGUCAAGGCCGCAAUUCUUUUCCAGAGACAUUUUGGUAAGCUAAAAGCUUCCAGAAGAAAGGGUGGCAAGGCAUAA